AUGAGUAUUGCCGUGGUCCUUCCGACGGUUUUCACGGCGGAAGCAGCGGAUGCGGAAGCCACUGUGGUCGGGCAGCUCAACGCGUUGUUCCGCCACUCGGGACUGCAUUUCUCAACGGCAUCGACACAGCUGCACAUAAUGCCGGAGACAGUACACAUACUCUCAUACGAUGACGUGGCUAUGAUAUCACGAUACGCCCGUGUGCUUGUCACGAACAAAGAUGUGCAGUGCGACUUCAACGCCCUGUGCGGUGUGCUGUGGGGUCAUACCAAGGAUGGGGAAGAUGCGCUUGACCGCUAUAUGCAGCAGACCUCCGAUGUGGACGACCGCCAGCGUGAGGUAGCGGUGCGUCGACUUGUACCGCACUUGCUCUUGCAGGCGCAGGUGUUUCACACGCUGCGGUGUAUUGAGGAGCCGUUUGCGAGGCAGGAGGUGCGGGACGCCGUGAAUGUGGUGCAGAAGGAUGUGGAGACGGUGCUGCGUCUGGCGAUGAAGGUGUUGCGUGUGCUGGAUGGCAUCAUCAAAUGCAUUCGUCGCGGUGAUGCCAAUUUCCUUUGGGCCGCAGAGUUGUGCCUUGGUUCUGCGGAAAUGUUUGUUGCCGCCGUGUCGGCACGGCAUGUCAUUGAUGUAGACCCUGUGGUUAAAUUCUUCAACUCUGAUAUGGCGUGGCGUCUCAGCGGUAUCGGUAUUGUUUCGACGGAAUGUUACUGCCAAGCGCUUUACCACCUCAUAUGUACAAUCUUUGUUCGUCAAGAGAGCUUCGCUGGUGUUAGCCAGGUGGCGGUACAACUGCUCCUGCAUCGGUUAGCCGAUCGACCGCCCUUCGAUUGGGAAACGUUCAAGCUGGUCUCAAGUCUUCCGAAGGUUCGAAUGUCGGUGGGCCCGUUGACCCCGCAAUGUGGCGUGCUAAACUAUAUGAGUCUCGUCCAGCGGUGCGUGGAGUCUCUGCUUCUGUGUGAUGCACCAUGGGUGAAGACGCUCAAGCGGGGGUGCAGUCAUGCUCUCCGCGAAAUGAACGAGCAAAAGAAAACGCUGUCCUUCUUUCAGGUGCCCAUCCUGGGCGCGUUGCAGGGAAUGCCCGAGGUGGACCUCUCCGACGACGGGCAACUGCGGCGCCGUGCCGCAGCGACGCACCUGAGCAACAAUGAAAACAUCCUGAACCCGAACUUUCUACGGAUUCUGCUCUCGCACGGCUACACCAUUCCACACGAUAAUCACAGUCCACUAAGCCGCGCCUCUCUGAUGGCGCUUUUCCGCGCCAUUACGGACGAGCUCCUGCAAAUACCUCUUAUCCGCUCUGGGGAGACGACGAAGUUGACGGACGCUCUUUUACGGCCGCCCAUAUUGACGGCGAGGCUUCUCCAGCUGGUUGUCGAUGAAGCCUCGCAGGAUGCCCAGACGGCCUCUGACGUGAUGAAAGAUUUGCAUCACAUAACGGAAGUUGUGUUUGAUGCCAAUGCUGCGCAGUACGCUAAACAUCUCUCGGCGCGAACAAUAUCAAGGCAAUUGCGCCGCGUCUCGACGUCAACGGUAGAGCUGCUUUUUACGUUCCUCGCCUCCGACGCUUUCCUAGCUAACGUUGAUCGUCGUGUGGCACUAGAGUCCCUUGCGAAGGUAUUCGCGGUGUGGGCCUUUUAUAUAUCCGUCGAGAAAAACGUAACAGAAAAGGAGAGGAAGAAGAUGCUACAGCUCAUCGCGAGAAUGGGCAUGAGACUGAUGGCAUUGACGCAAAUGAUGACGGCACCUGAGAUCAAUGAGUUCUUCAAAACCGUUGUCCUUCCAUGCAGUUCUUCAGAAGAGAUGAAGCGCAAGAACCGCCUGCAGUACGCACUGCUUGAGGCGUACACGAAGGCCUACGCCUGUUCUGCCGUCGCGUUGGCGAUGGAAGAAGACGUGAUGCUGCGGCAUUGGGUCGACACCGCACUGCGAUGUAUCCACAACGACCUCAGCGGCGCCCUUUCCGUCGCCGGUAUGGACUUUUUAGCGGCGGCGUUCCUCUCGAGGCGGUCGAUUGCGCCACUCUUCGUGCCGACGUACGUGACACUGCUGGUGCCGAUCGCCAGCCCGUCGCGCUACGGUGAGCCGCCUCUCUUUCUGGUGCGCCGCUUCGCCAAGAGCGUACGGGCAGUGUGCCAGGCACUGGAGGAGUGUGACGAGGACGCUUUGUUGGCAAAGCUGCAGAGCCCUAACUCGUCCGUGAAGAAGUUCCUGGUGGAGAUGUGCGGUGAGGGAAGGGCGGCUCCGCAGCUCGACAACGUCCGGCCGGUCAGCAGCGUCCUCCUCAUUGUAUCAGCGCUCUUUGAGAAGGUGUGCCGCCUUCUCGGCUAUGCGGCGGCCACUACUUCCACGAAGGAACGGCUUGCUCGUUUCCAGGCGUACUUUUCGGCGCUCAUCAACUUGCUGCGUUGCCGCACCAGCACUGUGCUGCAUCGUGUGUGCGCCUCGGUGGAGGCGAUCAUAUUGGAGCACUUGCAUGGCGUGCCGAGCGCGCAGGCGCUGUGGAUGAAGUACAUUUCGACCACCGUCGAUUCGCUGGAUGGGAGCAGCAAGAAGGGGGUGGCGGAGUGGUUCCUUAAGCUGAGCGAAAAGGCGAACAAGACGGCUCCACAGGCCCGGCUCUAG
Trypanosoma grayi is the source of this 2622-nucleotide messenger RNA. Its product is annotated as putative phosphoribosylpyrophosphate synthetase. The coding region runs from base 1 to 2622 and encodes 873 amino acids. The record is from RefSeq and is a predicted model, not a curated record. Lineage: Eukaryota; Euglenozoa; Kinetoplastea; Trypanosomatida; Trypanosomatidae. The transcript has a single exon.